This is a messenger RNA of Brassica oleracea var. oleracea, 1112 nucleotides long. RefSeq names its product E3 ubiquitin-protein ligase SINA-like 7. The record is from RefSeq and is a predicted model, not a curated record. Lineage: Eukaryota; Viridiplantae; Streptophyta; Magnoliopsida; Brassicales; Brassicaceae. Gene Ontology annotation, molecular function: zinc ion binding. Bases 98 to 946 code for a protein of 282 amino acids. The transcript is spliced from 2 exons.
AAAAAAACAAGCAAAAACUCCUUAACACCAAGAACAGUAGAAGAAAAAACAGUAAAGGGGAUUAAGAUUUCUGGGAUUAAGAGUUAAGCGCCCGACCAUGGUGGGAGCCUGGGUGCCGGUUUCGGGCGAAAAAGAUGGAGCGAGCAGCAUUCUCUCACAGAAGAGAAAACGUUCUUCCAAAUCUUCACCUGAUAAGAGACUCUCGCCGGCGCUGCUUGAUCUGAAUGUUCUGGAUUGCCCCAUUUGCUUCGAAGCAUUCACGAUUCCUAUCUUCCAGUGUGAGAAUGGACAUUUAGCUUGCUCUUCUUGCUGUCCCAAAAUGAGUAACAAAUGUCCAACAUGUGCUUUGCCUACUGGUCACAUUCGCUGCAGAGCAAUGGAGAGUGUUGUUGAAUCAGUUUGUGUCCCAUGCCCAAACGCCAAAUCUGGAUGCACCGAGAAUCUCUCUUAUGGGAAGCAGUUGACCCACGAGAAGGAGUGCGACUUCUCUCCUUGCUCCUGCCCUGAACAGGACUGCGAUUACACUGGACCAUACAAAGAUCUCUACCGUCACUAUGAUUCCACCGCACACCAUGAGAGAUUCAAUUGGUUCCUUUGCGGCCAACCCUUCACUGCCCAGAUGGACAUCAGUGAUAAGAUAUUAAUCAAAAGAGGGUGUAAUUUGAUUAUAUUGAUUGCAGUGCAGUGUUUCAGGGAGCCGUGUGGUGUUUACGUUACUGUAAGCUGCAUUGCACCACCUUCUCCAAAAGCUAGAGAGUUUUCAUAUGAUAUCACCUACACUACUGAGGAUGGAUACACUAUGAUUUACAAAUCUCCAGCAGUAAAAAGAAUUCUUAAAGUUAGCUUUGAAACUCCUCGAGACAAUUUCAUGUUGAUCCCUCACAAUUUGCUUCGUGGUGAUUUGUUGAAGUUGGAGAUUUGCAUCAAUGAGUUGAACCAAGAGUAAUAAGGUCGUUGGUGAUUUAUAAGAUCGGCACUUUUGAUGUUCCUAUGGCAGAAUCUAUCUUUCUAUCUUCAAUGUUAUCUUUUGUCAUUGUAUAAUUAACAUUUUAAGUUUUAACCUUAGGAACUAAGAUAUGACUUAUUUCUUGAUGAUUCUCAUCUUUUUAUGA